AUGUACCAGGCAAGUCUGGCCCCUGUUGGUGCCACAUCACUGGUGCUGGAAGUGGUGUGGCAGGAACACAAGUAUUUUGGAUUGCAGACAUUUGAGACAACAUUAUGGCCUAAUAUUGCUAUAUCUACAAGUGGCUUAUCCUUUGUUAAGGAAAGUGCAUUCAAUGAUGCUUGCCUUAUUGGUGACAGUGGGUACCCUGUCAACAUUCACCUGAUGACACCAAUUGGAAUGCCAGCUAAUGCUGGCGAACAAAGAUUCAACAUCAGCCUGAAGAAAACACAUGUCGUGGUUGAGCAGGCAAUUGGCAUUUGGAAGUCACGCUUGAAGUGUGUUCAUCAUAAAGGUGGCACACUUUGUUAUAGUCCCUUGAAGUGUGGAAAGAUUGCUGCAGCAACUAUGUUGCUUCAUAAUUUCUGCAGAAAGAGGAAUCUUCCACUCCUGGAUGAAGUAGUAGUCAACCCUGAUGACAUAGAUGGACCUGCGUUUGUUCCUGCACCAGCUGGUGGUGGAGGACGGGAUGCAAGGGCAAUAGCUGGGAAUGCAAUGAGAAGGCAAAUCAUUGCACAACACUUCUCAUAG
Messenger RNA from Portunus trituberculatus (swimming crab), 579 nucleotides. RefSeq names its product putative nuclease HARBI1. The record is from RefSeq and is a predicted model, not a curated record. The transcript is spliced from 3 exons. NCBI's taxonomy places the organism in Eukaryota, Metazoa, Arthropoda, Malacostraca, Decapoda, Portunidae. The coding region runs from base 1 to 579 and encodes 192 amino acids.